This is a messenger RNA of Erythranthe guttata (spotted monkey flower), 1842 nucleotides long. Lineage: Eukaryota; Viridiplantae; Streptophyta; Magnoliopsida; Lamiales; Phrymaceae. The record is from RefSeq and is a predicted model, not a curated record.
UAUAUAUAUAUAUAUAUAUAUAUAUAUAUAGCCCAUACCAUAACUAUUACUUCAACCAUCUAACAUCUUCUUCCAAAGUCACAUAUUCUACAUUCAACCUCUCAAAAACUUCAUUUUUAUAUUUAAAAAAAGAAGAUGGCUACUACUACUUACCACUCUCGAUCAAACAGUUUCCCAUCUCAAUCUCAUCCAGCAAUCGAAAACGUUGAAGAUCAUUUGUGCAGAUUUAGGGCCCACUCAGAAUCCACUUCUGUGUGUGCUAACUUGGCUAGCCUCAGAAAUCUACACGAAGGCAUCGAUGAUUUGAUUCAAAUGCCUUCAGUCCAGCAAACACUUUCUCAAGGAAAUUGGAUAAACGAGUUGCUUGAGGGAUCUCUCAAGCUCGUUGAUCUAUGUGCUCUUUCUAGAGAGAUUGUUUCGUUGACAAAGGAAUCUGUUCAAGAUCUAGAAUCGUCAAUCAGGAGAAAUAAAGCCGAAACAGCCACAUCAUCCGAUGUCAGUGCUUAUGUGGCAUCGAGAAAGAAGAUCACUAAAAUGGUCAGCAAGAGCAUCAAGAAUUUGAAGAGCUUCGACCAUAAGUCGACAACAGAUAACAAUUUAUGGACAAUGAUGAAAGAAGUAGAAUCCCAUGAUUUAUCAGUCCUAAAGUCGGUUUUAAUCCUAUUGUCUGGCGAAAACGAAAAAUCAAGCAAGACAAGUUGGUCGUUGCUUUCAAAGUUCUCCACCCAAAACAGCCGUGUUUAUUCAGAAAAUGGUGCUGAGGAUUUGAGUUCGUUAAACAUCCAAAAGUCAACAAAAAACAUGGAUAGCAAAAGCAUGUUGAAGCAGUUGAAGUCAUCGGAAAUGACAAUCCAAGAAAUCGAAGAGGGAUUAGAAGCCUUAUUUAGAAGUUUAAUCAAAACUCGAGUUUCACUUCUUAAUGUUCUUAGCCAUUAGUCGUCUAAUUGGCUCGGGAUAAUUUUCACAUUUUUGACCAUACCAUACAAACAAGUGUAUAUAUACAUCUGUAAAUGAGAUAAAAUAUCAAUACCAAUACUUCAUCAUCUAUAUAAUUCAGUGCACAAAACCUCAACUCAACAUCUUUUUUUUUUUUUGUAUUAUCUGUCUAGAAUUAUUGAUCUGCUAUAAUUGCCGAGAGUAUUAUUUGCACGUUUAGAUGUUUAUUAUCGAUAAUUGAUUAAGUAAUAACAUAGUACGAUAUGAAUAUUACGUACAUGCAAUAACUAAUUGAUCAUUUCUUGAGACUAGACUGUCAAGAUUCCUCUUGUUCUAAAUCAUUGAUCAAUUAUGUUAAUUAAUCUUACUCGUCGAGCCUGUAAUAUAUUUUUCCAUGUCUGAAGAUCAGUAACACCAGCUUAAUAAAAUAAUUUCAAUCAAAUAACAGAUCAUAAACACCAUACUAUUAAAUACACUUAAUCACUGUCAAGAUUCCUAAUGCUUCAAGAUCAAUGUAUAUUUAAUGUGUUAAAUUAAUUUUUAUUUAUUUUUAUUUUUAUCUAUAGUUUUUAUAAUUUAAGAAACGUACAAAGCCGCAAUACAUGUAACAUCUAUUAAUACUAGUAAGAACUAAUUAGAAAACAAGUACAAUUUUUUAUUUUUUUAUUCGGUUUUAAAAUAAAAAGCCGCAAUAGAUUUUGGGAUGAAGAUUUUGUUCUCAGAAUUGUAGCCCCCCAUUGUUUAUAUGUAUUAUCUAUUAAAACUAGUAAGAAACUAAUUGGAUAAAAAUAACAAUUUAUUUCUACAAAUGAUUAUAUAUUGAUGUUGUUGUGAAAUUUAUAGAACUUCAAUCCCACCCUUUGCAUACUGAUCUGCUUCACUUGAGUCAACUUUCACAUCUGAAGC